Octopus sinensis (East Asian common octopus) is the source of this 811-nucleotide messenger RNA. Its product is annotated as coiled-coil domain-containing protein 28A. The record is from RefSeq and is a predicted model, not a curated record. The transcript has 7 exons. Bases 251 to 805 code for a protein of 184 amino acids. Lineage: Eukaryota; Metazoa; Mollusca; Cephalopoda; Octopoda; Octopodidae.
GUAAGCAAUUCCGAACAGCAGUGGUUGGGUUUGAACCCCGAUUUAAAUGUAGUCGUGCAGCUAAACGAGUGGCUUCCCUUAACUGGAAAGCCAUCUCCGAUGCUCCGCUUUCAUCUCUCCUUUGCUCCACUCACACCUUCUGUCUCUCCUCGCUUCCACUCCCAAUAUUUCUUCUCAUUAGGAGCGACUACUGACUUCGUCGACGGCCUCCUUGCUUACUCCCAGGAAAUGUUAUUCCACACCUAACGAGAUGCCGAUCAAAGCUAAGGAGAUCCCAAAGAUGGAAUCAGAUGGUCAGGUGACCACCUCUGAAGAGAUAGAAGACAUAAGCCCUCAAGCAAACAACAACUGCGGUGCCACAGCCAGCAGCCAGGUGAAAUGGAAGAAAGACAUGCUCACAGAUAUGGAACCAAUUGAAGGGAAACGACAAACAACAAAAGCCAAAAUCUCUGUCAACCGACCAUGCAAAGAACAUUCAUUUCUCACUGAUGUGGCCGAUGUCCGGAUGAUGGAACAAGGUUUACUACAGCUACUUGAUGAUUUUCAUUCUGGGAAACUCCAAGCUUUCGGUGUUGAUUCCUCCUGUGAGAAAAUGGAUCAAAUUCGAGAGCAACAAGAAAGACUAGCUCGCCUUCAUUUUGACCUUGAUCUUCAGCAAGAUUUACACAGACUAGACACAGAUAUGGCUCGUAAAACUGCAAAUGACAAUCUUGGAAAGCUGAUCGAUCAGUUACAAUGUCUCAGUACAUCCAUACAAACUUUACAGCAGAAAGAUGUCCCGCUUAACAAUGCCAGUAGCCCCUAAAAACAA